Messenger RNA from Brenthis ino (lesser marbled fritillary), 2643 nucleotides. The record is from the annotation of a GenBank genome assembly. NCBI's taxonomy places the organism in Eukaryota, Metazoa, Arthropoda, Insecta, Lepidoptera, Nymphalidae.
AUGGGUCCACCUAAAAAGUUCAAAAAAUAUGAUUCAAAGGGAGGAACUGAUAGAUCAGGCAAGAAAAAAAAAGUUGAAGAAGAUGUCACAAUAGAUCUUGUAGACGAUGACAAUGCUGAAAAUACAGGAGUACCGGGUGCUGCUAUGCAAGAUGCUGAGAAAAAUGAUCAGGUACCAGAGGAUGAAUUUGGUGCCAAAGACUACAGAAGUCAAAUGGAGCUAAAGCCUGACAAUGCCAGCCGACCAUUAUGGGUAGCUCCUAAUGGCCAUAUUUUCUUGGAAGCUUUCUCGCCAGUUUAUAAACAUGCACAUGAUUUCCUCAUAGCUAUUGCAGAACCUGUUUCAAGACCUCAACAUAUACAUGAAUACAAGUUAACUGCAUACAGUUUAUAUGCAGCAGUAUCGGUGGGACUGCAAACUAAUGAUAUUGUAGAAUACUUGCAAAGGCUCAGCAAGUGUGCGGUGCCAGCAGGAAUCAUAGAAUUUAUCCAACUCUGUACUCUAUCAUAUGGAAAAGUAAAACUGGUUCUUAAACAUAAUAGGUAUUUAGUUGAAAGCAAACAUGUAGAUGUUCUACAAAAACUACUAAAGGAUCCUGUGAUACAACAAUGCAGAUUGAGAAGAGAUGGAGAUGAAGAGUUACUUGCCUCAGCUUUACCCAAUAAGCCAGCCGUUGCUACUGCUAAACCUGGUGAAGAUAAACCAGCAGGCAAUGGAGCAGUUCCAGAAGAUAUCAGUCAGUUCUACCAACAGUUGGACAAAGAUGAUGACGAAGAUGAGGCUACUGACAUCACUGCGAAGAACUCGGCUGUUGCUUUUGAAGUUGACCCCGAUAAAAUAGAGGUAAUACAAAAACGCUGUAUCGAACUGGAGUACCCGCUGCUGGCGGAGUACGAUUUCCGCAACGACGCCGUGAACCCGGACAUCAACAUCGACCUCAAGCCCACGGCCGUGCUGCGCCCCUACCAGGAAAAGAGCCUGCGCAAGAUGUUCGGCAACGGACGAGCUAGGUCGGGCGUGAUAGUGCUGCCGUGCGGCGCGGGCAAGUCGCUGGUGGGCGUGACGGCGGUGUGCACGGUGCGCAAGCGCGCGCUCGUGCUCUGCAACUCCGGCGUGUCCGUGGAGCAGUGGAAGCAGCAGUUCAAGUGCUGGUCCACAGCCGACGACAGCAUGAUAUGCCGUUUCACAUCAGAAGCCAAGGACAAGCCGAUGGGCGCGGGCAUCCUCAUCACCACGUACUCGAUGAUCACGCACGGGCAGCGGCGCUCGUGGGAGGCGGAGCAGACCAUGAAGUGGCUGCAGGCGCAGGAGUGGGGGCUGGUGGUGCUGGACGAGGUGCACACCAUCCCCGCCAAGAUGUUCCGCCGCGUGCUCACCAUCGUGCACUCGCAUGCUAAACUCGGGCUGACGGCGACGCUGCUGCGCGAGGACGACAAGAUCGCGGACCUGAACUUCCUGAUCGGGCCCAAGCUGUACGAGGCCAACUGGCUGGAGCUGCAGGCGCAGGGCUACAUCGCGCGCGUGCAGUGCGCCGAGGUGUGGUGCCCCAUGACGCCCGAGUUCUACAGGGAGUACUUGGUCGAGAAGAUCAACAAAAAGAUGUUGCUAUACGUAAUGAACCCGUCGAAGUUCCGAGCGUGCCAGUACCUGGUGCGCUACCACGAGCGUCGCGGCGACAAGACCAUCGUGUUCUCAGACAACGUGUACGCGCUGCGACACUACGCCGUCAAAAUGAACAAACCCUACAUCUACGGGCCCACGUCGCAAAAUGAAAGGAUUCAAAUACUCCAGAACUUCAAAUUCAACCCUAAAGUGAACACCAUAUUCGUCAGCAAAGUUGCCGACACGAGCUUCGAUUUGCCGGAAGCCAAUGUGCUGAUUCAAAUUUCUUCGCACGGUGGUUCUAGGAGGCAAGAGGCUCAGCGUUUAGGUCGAAUUUUGAGAGCCAAAAAAGGCGCUCUAGCAGAGGAGUAUAAUGCGUUUUUCUAUACGCUUGUUUCUCAAGACACGUUGGAAAUGGCGUACAGUCGUAAGAGACAACGGUUUCUUGUUAACCAAGGUUACAGUUAUAAGGUAAUUACUGAACUCAAAGGCAUGGACCAGGAGCCUGACAUGUUGUAUGGCACGAGGGAGGAGCAAGGCAUGCUUUUACAGAGCGUGCUGGCGGCAUCGGAGACGGACUGCGAGGAGGAGCGCGAGGGCGGCGCGGGCGCGGGCGGCGCGCGGCGCGGCGGAGCGCUGGCGUCGCUGGCCGGCGCCGACGACGCGCUCUACAUGGAGCACCGCCGCGCCGCGCACCACAACAAGCACCCGCUCUUUAAGAACGAAACAAAAACAGAAGGCGGGGUACCAGAAUGGGCAUUAGUAGAGUUACAAGGUCUAAUACAAAUGAAAAAAGAAAAACAAAACGGUCCAACUGUGGUCGGGGACCUGCAUUAUUUCAAUAGGAACAAACACCCGGUACUCGUGCUCGGGCACCACGUCCUGAACGGCAAGGAAGUAAAGUUGGAACAACCCAUGGCUGUCAUGGAAAAGGUCACGGAAGGAGAACACACUGCUUACAAAGUGAAGGCUGUUGUUAAAAAGAAACUUCUAUUCAAAUCUAGACCCAAACCUAUUAUAUCUAAUGUUAAUGAUAGGGUA